Messenger RNA from Trichoderma atroviride IMI 206040, 635 nucleotides. The record is from RefSeq and is a predicted model, not a curated record. NCBI's taxonomy places the organism in Eukaryota, Fungi, Ascomycota, Sordariomycetes, Hypocreales, Hypocreaceae.
GAAUGACAAAAUACCUCAAUUAAGAAGAUUUGAUGCAAAUCCCUGUUGUCUGUCCACUAUGGCCUUGAAUAUGUAAAAGUGUGAGGUUACUACUAAGAAUCUGACAAACAAGUAGUGUUCAGCCGAAUCUGUACAUGGCAUGAUCUGCCACUACGGGUCUUAAUCACACCAUGGGGUUAGAAGCCACUGUAAUUUGGAUAACAUGGCUUGAAGAUGAUGUAAAUCUAUAAUCUCAGGGAAGUGUUAUCGGGCGCCUAGGCUUCUGUAAAGAGGCUCAAAAAGAAUGGGAACUUGUACUGAGAAGUCACUCAUAUUACCCCUUACAUACGUAUAUACUGCUGCUACUGCUGCUACUGCUGCUACUGCUGCUACUGCUGCUACUGCUGCUACUGCUGCUACUGCUGCUACUGCUGCUACUGCUGCUACUGCUGCUACUGCUGCUACUGCUGCUACUGCUGCUACUGCUGCUACUGCUGCUAUUGUUGCUACUCAUGGAGCUCCUCUUUCGUUCUUUUUUUUAAAAUACUUUAACACUGGUCAUAGUGGAUCUGCCAUAUAUCGUUAGUUACUGCCAACACAACACCUGCCUCCUACCCAAGUAAUGUAAAGAAAGAGCAACUGCUAAUGAGUCUGGG